Hibiscus syriacus is the source of this 675-nucleotide messenger RNA. RefSeq names its product transcription factor bHLH137-like. Lineage: Eukaryota; Viridiplantae; Streptophyta; Magnoliopsida; Malvales; Malvaceae. Bases 1 to 675 code for a protein of 224 amino acids. Gene Ontology annotation, cellular component: nucleus. The transcript is spliced from 5 exons. Gene Ontology annotation, biological process: regulation of DNA-templated transcription. The record is from RefSeq and is a predicted model, not a curated record. Gene Ontology annotation, molecular function: protein dimerization activity; DNA-binding transcription factor activity.
AUGAUUGUUCGUAGUGACAAUGAGUAUCCUUGUUCGCUUAUUAAAAACCAGAGAACCCACGACUCAACUGCCGCGGAAAAGCUUGAACCUGUCACUCUCACAGGCAAGAAACGGUCCCGUUCUGCUCAAUCUAAGAGUGCAAACGGAGGGAGAAACAAGAAGAUAAGGAAGAUAAAGAAAUGUGCUCGAGAGCCGCCGAGUGGGUGCGUUCAUGUGAGAGCAAGGAGAGGCCAAGCAACCGACAGGCAUAGUCUAGCAGAGAGGGAAAGAAGAAGGAAAAUAAACGAGAGGGUGGAAAAACUGCAGCGUUUGGUUCCAGGCUGUGAUAAGAUAACCGGAAGGACUCUUGUUUUGGACGAAAUUAUCAACUAUGUUUUGUCCCUCCAACAUCAAGUAGAGUUCCUGUCAAUGAGGCUUGCUUCUUUGAAUAUCGUGUUUCAUGAUUUCGGAGUCGAGCACGAAGCCUUGAUGGCCAAACCAUUGCCAUCACUGCAACAAUGCAACCCUACUCAGGCUAUUCCUUUUGCUGAUACAAUCACCGCCGCCGCUGCUUGGGAUAAUAACAUUGUCCUUGUGGAUACUUCAGCGGCAUUUAUAAUUGACCAGGAUUACGAUGGUUUAUUGUGGGAUGGGGAAGACCAAAGACAACCAUUUCUAAAUCCAUUCCACUGGUGA